Molecule: messenger RNA, 2100 nt
Organism: Colletotrichum gloeosporioides
Lineage: Eukaryota; Fungi; Ascomycota; Sordariomycetes; Glomerellales; Glomerellaceae
Product: Rap1 GTPase-GDP dissociation stimulator 1-B
Exons: 3
Coding region: 1-2100 (699 amino acids)
Biological process (GO): positive regulation of GTPase activity
Cellular component (GO): cytosol
Molecular function (GO): protein binding; guanyl-nucleotide exchange factor activity
Source: RefSeq, a predicted model, not a curated record
AUGCAGUCCUCAGCCAGCGUCAUUGGGGUAGACGCCAUCGAACACAUCCUGGCCGACGCCUCGUCAUGGGCCAACCCCGGCGCCGAGGACCAGGGCCGCGCUCACAGGACCGCUCUGCUCGGCGAUGUGUUCUCGACCGCGCAGCACAUGUGGCAUGCGGGCAGUCAAGAGAUUGAUGUGGUGGCAGAGAAGCUGGGUGAUGGGAGCCGAGAUGCCUCAUGGAGACUGCCCUAUGGCGACUCCGGUAUCGUGGACUUGUUCCUCAAGAUCGUCACCACAUCGAACCUGCGCCCGGCGUUGAAAAAGCACACUCUCCGCAUCAUCGGCAACUCAUGUGCCGACACAGAUGAGAACCGCGCCCGCGUCAUCUCCUCAGGCGCCCUUCCAGCCAUCAUCGCUCUGCUCAACGACGACGACGUCCUCCCGUUUACUAUCUCAGUCCUCUACAACAUCCUCGUGGACUACGAGCCAGCCCAACAAGCAGCCUCGGCCGCCAACCUGACCCUCUCGAUCGUCAACCUCCUCACAUCGCCCCGGCUCUCCCAAGCGCAGAGCCUUCUAUCCCUCAUCGCCAAACUCGUCGCUCUCCUCGCAACCCACGAGUCCGAAGCGACCCUCGCACCCCCUCAAACGCCCUCUCUCCUACUCACGCUCGCCCUCACCCCGACAACAGAGCCCGAAGACUUCGUCACCCUCACGGCCGUCGCCCUCGCCUACCUCACCCACGCCCCCGUCCAAAAGGCCUUCAUCGAAACCGGCUCCGUCCCCAUCCUCCUCGCCACUUUCUACCACCUCCAAACCCAGCUCGAGGCUAUCCGCGUCGAGGACGAAGAUGCCGCGAUCCAACUCAAGGCCCUCCCGCAGUCCUUCGUCCAGCUCCUCUCCGACAUCUCCUACGACGACGCCUUCACCGCCCACAAUCCCAUCGGCUCCCCCGUCAUCCAGACCCUGCAAUCCUGGCUCGCCCUCCCCAACGUCCACCUCCAGUCCGCCGCCUGCCUCUGCCUCGGCAACGUCACCAAAUCCGACGAGGCCUCCUACGCCCUCGUCAAAUCCCACUCCGUCCACCUCCCCCUCGUGCCCCUCCUCCGCAUCUCCACCGACUCAACCCUCCUCCACGCCGCCCUCUCCUUCCUCAAAAACCUCGCCAUCCCGCCCCAAAACAAGCCCGCCCUCGGCGACGCCGGCCUCCUCGACGCCGACAUCCUCCCCCGCAUCUGGUCCCUCGACGUCAACCCGCAAGUCCAGUUCUCCGCCGUCUCCCUCACCCGCCUCCUCCUCGUCAACACGCCCCCCAACGUCCGCCGCCUCUGCGCCCCGCUCAACCCGGACCCCCUCUCCCCCUCCCACGACACCACCCACCUCCACCGCCUCCUCGACCUCUUCGCCCGCACCGACGCAGAGCACACAAAGACCGAGGCCGCCCGCGCCGCCGCCGCCGUCUGCCGCGUCCUGCACACCACCCCCAUCCCGCCCCUGCUGCCCGACUGGGACCCGACGCAGGACGGCUACGUCUUCCGGCCGGAGAAGCCGCUCGCGCCCACCGCGGCCGCCGAGGCCGAGGCCGACGGCGGCGCGCGCAGGAGGGAGCGCUUCUACCGCCAGCACGCGCCGCUCAACAAGGCCCUCGCGUUCCUCGUCACGCAGGCCAAGUUCCCCGUGCUGCGCAGCGAGGCGUGGUUCGUGUUCGCGCUCAUGUGUCGUGCGAAGGACGGCGCUGGGGUCGUCAUUCGUGCGCUGCAGGUGCCCGGCGCGUUCGAGGCGCUGACGGAGGCGAUUACGGGGCGGACGUUCUCUGGGGAGGAUGUGGAGGGGAGGCCGGCGGCGUUGCAAGCGGGUUCGAGCUCGGAGGCUACGGUUGUUGGAGGGGAGGGGAAUAGUAUGGCGUUGGUUGAUGGGUUGGGACUGGAGCCGCAGGCGGCGGACCCGAGCCAGGCGGCGGGGAUGAAGAAGGUUGAUCGGGAGAAUGGGCUUGUUAUGGUGAGCGAGCUUGUGAGGAGGCAUGAGGAGGAGCUGCCUGCGGUGAGGAGGGCUGCGUUUGAGGAGAUGUUGAGGGAGGGCGGGGAGAUGCUGGCUGAUGAGAAGGGGAAGGAGACAUGA